UUCACAGAUUUGAUGCCGAUAGGAUAUACAAAACCUAUAUUUGUGGUCUAAAAGUGAUAUUUGGUUGUGAUUAUCAAUAUAAAAUCAUAAUCUUUACCAUAUUCCUUUCAACGAACCAAAUGCAUGCGUGAUUACACAUAGACCUUUCAACUGAUAACGGAUAUCGGGUUCCUAAUCAUUUUGCCGUCAACAUACAUAUGUAUGUACAUAGUUGAUGUUUAUCAACAAACGCCUUAGUUCCUUAUUGCAUUUGAUAUAAAAAAUUAUACCUUGACAUCUUCCGAGAAAGCAACAUAAUGGAAGAUAUAAAUGCCAAGCAUUGGUCUUAUGAUGUUCUCAAAGAAAUAGCGCUGCAUGAACCAUGGACGCCAGAUUCCAUCAACGAGGUAAAAUCUAUGUUUAUAAACGACAUUGGUUCCCCACGUCGCUACGAAUGUAUACGUACCAUGGGUGAUCUAAUAGACUGUUUAGAGCGUCGAGAUGUAAUUUCCGAAGAAAAGGUUGAGCCCCUGCAUCUUUUAGGCAGUAAGAAACUCGACGAGGCAAUCCAAACUUACAGCCCUGCGCCAAGCGCGCUCAAGGCAGAAGGCACCAAUCAAUACCAUGAUUUACAUAUUGCAGAUGAAUUGUCACAUAAACUAUCUAUAAACGGUCAAACCACAGCAACGAUGAACGCAAAUAUUUGUCGGGAUAACUCGCGACGUCCAGCUUCAGUUCAAACAUCCGUCUGCCCUAACUCAAGUACCAAAAGUUUUCCCAUUUCAAACAAUUAUCCAUUUGUGGUAACUGAACAGAAACGUGCCGCAAUCUAUAAGAUGCUUUCGCAACACUUAGGUACCCACUGGCGUAUAUUCGGCCGCGAAUUAGGAAUACGUGAAGGCACAAUGGACGAAAUCGAAUUGCAAUGCCCUCGUGAGUUGAGUACACGGGUUUACAAAGUAUUGAAAAUAUACGAAGAGGAUGAUUGUAAUGAUCCCAAAAUGCAUUUACGUACUAUAAAAGAGGCUUUGGAACGCGCUCGUCGCAAAGAUUUACGUCGUAAAAUCGAUGAUAUCAUAUCUCACUGAUAUUCGUGAUAUUUUGAAGAGCAUUUAUUUGUAUUUAACCGUUAAAGUGAUCAACGUAAAUAAAAUGUACUGCGGCGAAAACGUUAAAUAUUUGUGGGCUUACAUAAAAUAGGGCGA
Messenger RNA from Rhagoletis pomonella (apple maggot), 1184 nucleotides. Its product is annotated as fas-associated death domain protein-like. Lineage: Eukaryota; Metazoa; Arthropoda; Insecta; Diptera; Tephritidae. Gene Ontology annotation, biological process: signal transduction. The transcript has 2 exons. The record is from RefSeq and is a predicted model, not a curated record. Bases 297 to 1067 code for a protein of 256 amino acids. Gene Ontology annotation, molecular function: protein binding.